Stylonychia lemnae is the source of this 2757-nucleotide messenger RNA. NCBI's taxonomy places the organism in Eukaryota, Ciliophora, Spirotrichea, Sporadotrichida, Oxytrichidae. The record is from the annotation of a GenBank genome assembly.
AUGAGCGACUAACGCAGAUUAAGCAAGAAAAUAACAAGAGGUUUUAGCCAACAAGACAUAAAUAUUGCCAAUUAAACUUAACCAUCAUCCAUGGAGGGUAAACAAAUUACUGGAAAUCUGAGUUAAAGGUCUUAAAAUGAAACUUAUGACAGAAAUCUAACGUAUGUGCAAAGGCUAAUGGUUAGAUUAGACUUGCCCGAAUUAAACGAUAAUCAAUAAUUUAUCAAAAUUAAAAAUGCAAUAUCUAACUUCUACUCCUCUGCAGAAUGUCAUAAUCAUUAGUCAUAUAUCAGCAUUUUCUAUAAAUCCCUUGUAAACAUGAUUUUGCAUUGGAGUAGGGUAAAUGAAUAUAACUUAAAAGUUAAGAACUUAAACAAAAUUUAUCAAUGGUUUGAACUAAAAAGAAGGAAAAUGAUGGGAUUACCCUAGAAUGACACAAAAAUAUCACCUGGCAAAGGGGAUUUAAUAUCAGAUAUGGAUUCUAAUUUGAGAGCUUCAUAAAAUUUUCAAUCGUUAAUCGUUGAAGAUAUUGAUUAAAUGGUAAAAUCAGGCAGCCAGUCAGUAUUUAGGCAGAGUAUGAGUCCCAAUACUUUAUUAAUGUCUCCAAUGAUAGGCAACUAAUCUCUGAGUGAUUUUGACAAAUAUAUACUUACAACAAAAAAAUCGAAGAUAAAGUUCGAUGUCGAUGCUAGAACUCAGGACAACAGUGUAAAACCAGCUAAAGACAGGAUAUUUGAAUUUAAAAGGAGGCAACUAGUUAGAUAAGAUUCAAUGGUCAGCGGUUAAACAUAAAAUAGCAAAAUUAAUCCUGUGCGAGUUUUAUCGAUAAAUGACAGAUCAAGUGUAACGAACAUUGCAAAUAAUGUAACCAGGCCUGAUACGGCUGCUACCAUUAAUGUAGGGAAUAGACUAUCAAUGACAAGCUCCUUGCUAAGGCCUGGUACUACUCAAACAGCAAAUAAAAUGAUGACUAGUGGGAAUUUUUCAGCUGCCUCUUUCAUGUCACCUGGCCACUCAGCUCAAUCAUUUUUCAGUCCAUAAAACUUCAAAAGUGAUUUAAAUAAUGCUGCAAGUAAUAAUGAUAGAAACUCUAUGAUAGAUACUUAAACAGUCCUCCAAUCAUCUAUUAGACCAUAAACAUAGUAAAAUUAUACUUUCAAAAAUGUGAAGUUCUAAGACUAUAGUAUUUCUCAGAAACAAUUGAGUUACUUACCCAUCGACUUUACUAUUGAGAGUAAAAGCAGAGGUUAAGAUUUCUAGAACCUAGAUUCUAUUUCGAAUUUCUACACAGUAGGACCUUCAUCUACAGAAGAUGAUUUGAGAUUGACCAAGUAUUGGUUUGCAAAUGCAAAUAAACAACUCUAAGAAAAAAGAGCUGAUGAGGAAAAAUAAGUUAUUCUGAAGGAAUGGAGUGUAGCUAAGUAGAGAAUAUAGCAGGAGAUAUCAAGCAAACAAGAAAGAAUGAGACUUAUAUCUGAUCCAACUAAGCUAGCAGUCAUGAAAUCAACUAUAAAAGUAAACAUUAACAAGAUAUACAAAAACUAAGAUGAGUUUUUAGAUAGUGAUUAGUCUUCUUUAAAUACAACUAAGAACUCAGACUACGAGGAGGAGCAAAAACAAAAAGAAGCUCAGAAAAAAUUAGUAAUUUAAAAGCCCAGCUAAAUGAGAGUAGUAGAUUAUGACUAUGAUAAUGAAAAUAAUGAUUUAAGAAGUGAUGAUAAUUAUGAUGAAUACAGAGUAAACAGUGAUGAAGAUUAUGAGUAUCAAGAUAAUAGAAAAAAGAAUUAAAAAGAGGUAGUGGUUGAGGAAGUUAAAAAGCCAGAGAAAAGAAAGCCAAAGAUCGCUUAGAUACUAGAUUUUACAAGUAAAAAGAAAACUGAAGAUGAAUAUAAUGUGGAAAAUUAGGACUAAGAAAAGUUUGGAUCAAACAUAGAAGGGAUAGAACUAACCAAGGAAGAGGAUUCGUCUGAAGAAGAGACAGAAGAUGGAAGGGUAGCUAAAAAGAAGGUCAAACCUCCAGUCAAUGCAGCCUCAUUAGUGGGUAUAGAUUAGAAAAAAUUAAAAAUCCUUAAAAUAAGACAAACUAAAGGUGAUAUCAUCAGAGCAAGUAUCAACUCAAAGCCUCAAAAUGACGAAGUUCUUGAUAACAUAUUUACUAUUUAGGAUUAACCUGAUACUUUAACUAUGAGUUUAUAUAAUAGGCCUGUGACAACUAAAUAAAAUCUCACUGGCCUUCAUCCAACUGAAAAAAUAAAUAGUGUAUUUUCAACAAAAAAUAGAAAACUUAUUAAUGAGUAUACUCAGCCAGAGGAUUUAUUCGCAUUGAAUGAUAAACAGAGUAAUAAUUUCACUGAUUUCAGACCUAAAACUGUUGGAUAUUCUACCAGACCCUAAAGAUUGUCAAUUGGUUAAAAUAAAGUAGUGCUGGAAGACAGAAACUCUCAUAUUGGAGGCUGUUUACUUGAGUAGCUUCAAGAGAUCAAAGCGAUUUCUCAGUAUUUAUCAAGACAGUCUUCGAUUGGAAAACUAAACCUGAAGACAGAGAGUGAUAAGAACCUGUCUAGCAAAAAUAUAGUGAAUUAAAGAACAAAUCGAAUGGCUGUAUCAUUAAAUACUCUUAAGAAGGCUAUUCUAUUACCUAGUGAUACAGACACAUCCAUAAAGCAAAGAGAAAUUAAUCCUAUGACUAUUGGACUUAUGGUCAAUCCAUUUUAAAAAGCAGCAAAAGGGAAAAAAGCUAAAAAGAAGAAGGCAUGA